Messenger RNA from Nothobranchius furzeri (turquoise killifish), 5788 nucleotides. RefSeq names its product inter-alpha-trypsin inhibitor heavy chain family member 6 (gene itih6). Lineage: Eukaryota; Metazoa; Chordata; Actinopteri; Cyprinodontiformes; Nothobranchiidae. The record is from RefSeq and is a predicted model, not a curated record. Gene Ontology annotation, biological process: hyaluronan metabolic process. Gene Ontology annotation, molecular function: serine-type endopeptidase inhibitor activity.
UGAGCUCAGACGGUGCCUUACUUGUGAUUCACGCGUCCUGCUGGGAAAAGACUGCAUUGGAUUUCCGGACUUGUUCUUUAGUCUCGAUUCUGCAGCUUGAAGACUGAAAGGGAAAAGCAACCAUGAAGUUUUUAAAAAUUCACUGGGUUCUGGUUUGUCUCUGCAUGAAUGUGCAAGAAGGAUUAUCAGAGGAUUAUGAGGCGCAUCUUGAUGAAAAUCUUCAAUUACAUAGAGCAGAACACAAGACUAGACCAACAAAACCAGUGCUGAAAGUAACUGACUACCAUGUGAAGUGUUCAGUGGUGUCCCGCUACGCUGUCACCACAGUCCAGAGCUCAGUCUGGAACCAGCUCCCCGUCAUUAAGGAGGCAGCAUUUGAGGUGGACCUGCCAUCCUCCUCAUUCAUCUCCAACUUCACCAUCACCUCUAAUGGUAAGGUGUAUGUGGCCCAGGUGAAAGAAAGAGCGGCAGCCAGAAAAAUAUAUGACGCUGCAAAGAAGCAAGGAAAAACAGCCGGACUGGUCGCUACCAAAGAAAGAGAAAUAGAAAAGUUUCGCGUGGCAGUGAGUGUGCCUUCGGGAACUCGAAUGUCCUUCCUACUGUCGUACGAGGAGUUGUUACCUCGUCGCCUUGGACGCUACGAGCUCAGUUUGGGUCUGAGGCCAGGCCAGCUUGUGCAGAACCUCACGUUAGAUGUCAGCAUACAUGAAAGGACGGGUAUUAGUUUUGUCAAAGUACUUCCUCUCAAGACAAGUCGACUGCUGUCAGACUCUGCUCAAGCCAAUACAAGUGUCCCUGCAUCCACUCGUGUUGAGCAGAGUGCUUGCUGUGCAAGAGUUUACUACAGUCCAACUCUACAGCAGCAAAACAACAUAUCUCCUAAUGGUCUCAAUGCAGAUUUCAUUGUACAGUAUGACGUUGACCUCAGCGAGCUCAUGGGCGAUGUCCAGGUGUACGACGGCUAUUUCGUACAUUACUUUGCACCCAGAGGACUUCCUGUGGUUCCCAAGGAUGUUAUAUUUGUUAUUGACGUCAGCGGUUCGAUGAUAGGAACCAAAAUAUUGCAGACCAAGCAGGCCAUGAACACCAUCCUUGGAGACCUUAGAGAAGGAGAUCACUUCAACAUCAUCACCUUUUCAGAUAAGGUUCACACUUGGAAGAGAGGACGCACAGUGCGAGCAACUCGACAGAAUAUACGAGAAGCUAAAGAAUUUGUCAGAAGAAUCAUUGCUGAAGGAUGGACCAAUAUCAACGCAGCUCUGCUUUCAGCAGCACAGCUUGUUAAUCCUUCAUCGACUGGGUCCUCCAAACAUUUUUCAUCCCACCGAGUACCACUGGUGAUUUUUCUGACAGAUGGGGAAGCAACCACUGGAGAAACAUCUGGUGACACCAUCCUUAAUAAUGCCAAGAAGGCGCUGGGCUCAGCUUCCCUGUUUGGCCUUGCCUUUGGCGAUGAUGCAGACUUCCUUCUUCUGAAACGCCUGGCUCUGGAGAACAGAGGCGUAGCCAGGAUGGUCUACGAGGAUGCAGAUGCAGUCUUACAACUGAAGGACUUUUAUGAUGAAGUAGCCAGCCCUUUGCUGUCAGACAUCCAGUUGUCGUACCUAAAUGAUCAAGCUUUUGAUGUAACCCGCUCCUUGUUUCCAAACUACUUCCAAGGAUCUGAGCUAAUUGUGGCAGGGAGAUUAAAACCAGGGAUUAGAGAUUUAAAGGUGUCAGUGUCCGCGAUCGACUCAAAGCAGCACAUACAGUUAGAGAAUGAUGUGCUUGUUUCCCACACAAAGGGAAAUAGGACCUCAGGUUUUCUAGACUGUCUGGAAGAUCUGGAAGGGAUCUCCAGCUUUGUGCAUCGUCUCUGGGCAUAUUUUACCAUUAAAGAACUGUUACUGGCCAAACUGAAUGCUACCGACCCUGUGACUCAAAGGUUACUGACAGACAAAGCCACCAAUCUCUCACUCAAAUACAACUUUGUGACUCCAGUUACGUCUUUAGUUGUUGUCAAACCAGAUCCAGAUGAAGCAGGUCUAACUCCAACCACAGCAAAACCCACAACUACAGGCACAACGACCACAACACCACCAGUCGGGACGCCUGUCAAAACAUCAAUCACUGGUGUUGCCAAGAAACCCAGCUCCUCCUCUAACAUCAGUCCUAACAAAUCCAAACCAAGCCCACCUCAACCACCCUCAAAGACUCUAAAAACAAAAAAGAGCAUGUUGCCAUCUUCCACAUCAAAAACAUCGGCGAUGCCUUCCAAGAAAAUUACUGCAACCUCAAGUCCUGGUCCCAUCAAACAUGCCCCAGCGUCAUUUUCCGGAAAACAGCCAGCUGACUCCCAAAACUGCUCAAAAUCUGACGUUCCUCCAUCAUCAGGAAGGAUUUCCACAUCUCUGCUCAAUGUUCUAAAAAUAGCAUCACCUCCAGCACCUGGAAAAAUGCCCAAUUCCAUUCAGAAUAUGAUGACAACAACCACCCUCUCAACAAGUGUGCUAACAUUCAGCACCAGCUCUCCGCCACUACUUAACUCAACCAGAACUCACCCAGCUGCUCUACCUGACAGGGCAUCAGUCCAACACAUCAGUCCUGUGAGGACAGCUCUACCGACAGGACUGUCCCCAGAGGCAGAUAACAUCACUACUGCAGCUCCACAUCUUCAUCAGCCUGAGACCACUUCUAUCCCAGCCAAGCUGCCAUCUGUACUCACCUCCCCCACCACCGCUGCAGCUCCAGCUGUGGUGAAUACAAACAACACCAACUCCAAUGCUGACAUUGACCUGGGCAUUGCCACCUUUGUGUCAGGCACCUUUGCUCCCAUGCCUGGUUUGACUGAUGAGGCUGGAUUCUGGGAAGCGGCGGGGCUUCAGGAUUUUUCUACUUCGCUUCACAUUCAGAGAAAAGACAGUGAUCUUGCAAAAGAUUAUGAUGCAACAUAUGACUAUGAUGAUUACAACCUCGGCUAUGUUACCUUGGAGGACACGGAGGACAGUCAGUCAUUUGAACCUCCAACCAGACUGAGCUCUGUGAGGAUCUUCUCUUCAUCAGUUGACGGAGAUCCUCAUUUUGUGGUCCAACUUCCAAAACUGCACGAGAAUCUGUGCUUCACCGUUGAUGGCAGAGCGGCCGAUGUUCUCAGGUUAUUAGAGGACCCAGAGCAAGGUUUAAUUGUAGAUGGCCAUCUGAUGGGAGCUCCUUCAAAGCACGGAUCAGAAAGCCGUUCUCGAACCUACUUCGACCAGCUCAUCAUUUCGUCACCCACGGGCAGUUCUGGUGACAUCAUGAUCACAGUGUCACUGGAGGCUGUGGUGGUAGAAGGGGAAGGACGCGAAAUUCUGCCCACCAAUCGGCAGGGAUCAGUGAGAAGGCAGGGGGUGACCAUCACCGUUGACAAUCAUCAGAGCUGCUGGAUCCAGUUGGCAAAGGGUGUGAGGUUCCUGGUUUUGUUCCACCACUACAAACACCCCGACUACCUGCAGAUGGCCCACCUGGGUUUUUACAUCAUAGAUGGAGAAGGGCUUUCAGAGACAACUCAAGGCCUUCUGGGCCAGUUUCAGUACGCUGACAUGAUUGUGGUGAAGAAUCCUCCUGACAGAGGAGCUCACAGGCUCAGGGAGGACAUCAUAGCAAGAGGAAUCCUGACAUGGGGAUCAGAGCAGAUGGCCGUAACGCUGCAGGACAAGGCACUGAAAGACUCGUUGCAAAAGCGCCACCUGGGCAGAUGUUGGGUGGUGCCCAAGGCAGAGGUCGAGAGACUGCUGGGUCAUUCCUAUGAGAGCUAUGUAGUGAAUCGCGUGUAGCGGAUUCUGUCCCACCCUGGUGUCUCUCCUCAGUACAGCUCAGGUCGCAGCAGUUUAUCAGUUAUAGAAGAAUGAAGCUGAACGGGGACUCCUCUGAGCUACAAGGACACAUCCCGGUCAGAGACACGGUUCUAAAACAAGAAGAAAGGGUGUGAUGGGCUGGAGUCUGCAGAGAAACAGGAAGUUAAAGGAAUACUGAAGAUGCUCCAAUAAAGGACUGAAUGGUGCCUUCGUGACAUCUGGACUUCUCUGUAUGAUGGUGUUUUGGAGCCUGUCAGAAGGGAAAAUUAGCUAACGCCCAUGUCCAGAUGGCAUUUUAAAUGAAAAUGUCCAAAGUAGGCCUGAACGUGUUAUUAUUCCCCGUUUUUUAUUAUAGCUGAGAGUUCUGCAUUAUCACUGGGUAAACAGCCUAAUCCUAACCCAGAACUUCCUUUAACCUUUCAUAUUAAGUCUCAAACACACACACACACACACACACACACGGGUUCUUCAAAACACACAGAAAUCAGCUGAAGCUCAUAAACAGUUUAUUGUUAUUCUCCAGUGAAAGUCUUGACGCAGUUUUAAAGAAGUCCGUUCAGCUCCAGAGCGCGACUGUGCUGGAAGAUUUUCAUCAAUACUGAACCAUAAAAUAUGGUUCAUUGACACAAGGCGUUGUGGGUGUUGUAGCGCUCGUGACGAUUUAGUUUGAUUCCUUUUCCUUUAAAGCAUGAAAUAUGAAAACAUCUAGUUUAAAAUAUGGAAUUAUUUAUUGUGUAAUGUUAAUAAUAAUCAGCUUAAUUUCAUUACACAUUUACUUACAAUAUAAUUAGCCAUUGCCACCCAGAGCCCCUCCACCAGAGGGCAGUAAACAUGUCGAGGCAGGUUUAGGAUGAAGGUACUAAUCCUGAUACACCAUCAGGAUGCUUUAACGCCAUAAGGGGUUUGAUGCUCAUUUGUGACAAUAUUCUCAGGGUUUAACUCAAAAGUAUUCUUGCAUUUCUACAUGUAAAUACUGGAAAAAUGACUUUAUUAUUGACAUUUUCUAUCAACCCUGACCUAUUUCUGGAAACUUCUCAGAAUUCCCUGACUAUUUUAACCUUACAGUGAACUCUUGGUUAUGAUUGCCUCAUUUUUAUUCUGCAUGUUAUUCUAUGCAGGAUUUUGAGCUUCCUUACAAACCAUCUCUGUUAUUUUAUCAGAAAAAUCUUCUAUUUCAUUCUGAGGUCAUUUAUUAUGUUUCCCCAUCAUAAUAAUGGGUAAUUAUUAAAUCCUUGGUCACUCUGUGAGCUGCACGUUUGAGUUCAAGUGUGUCUAAAUCAUAAAAGUGUGUAUAAAGUAAAAGUGUUUUCCAUUAGAUGCGUUCUUAAAAACACACACAAGUCAGUCUCUUCAGGUUUGUCAUGUGCUUGUUUAUUUUCUAUCAUUUCAUUCAUAUUUUAAUUGUUACACAAGACGUUAGGCAUUGUUCACAUACUAGUGAUCAAACAAGGACAGUUAAAGUUUUCUACUACUCAGCCUGGACUAUGUCUUUUGUCAUUUUGAAGGGGUGUCGUCGAUGGUGCUUUCAAAGGCCAUACUGGAUGAAAAUUAAACAGUAGAACCGCACACGAGGCUUUUGUUUUCAGUGAUUAAAAAAAGGAGAGGACAGCAUCGGAUGAAGGGUUUCAAAGAAAUCUAGGAUCUGGAAAGUAAACAAUAUUCCAGUUUUCAUUGGGAGACAGUGUUUCCUGGAUGAUCGAGCGCGAUGUUUAGUUCCACUGCUGCUCAUAACCUUCAGCGAAAACCUGCGUCUGAAAGUUUAAAUCGUGGAACGACGGCAGAAUGUGGCAAACCAAACACGUGACACAGCAAAUAAACAACAACGUCGUCCGGAUGUGCAUCAAUUUUAAAAUCCAUUUCUUCAUUUGACAAUAAAACUAACAGCGUGGCAAAUUCAGCAUUUGACGUAAACCUUUUAACGUUGCGUCAGCGCUAAAUUAAAUAAAUAGAUCAUAGGGAUAAGACACAGCAAC